Molecule: messenger RNA, 2087 nt
Organism: Syngnathoides biaculeatus (alligator pipefish)
Lineage: Eukaryota; Metazoa; Chordata; Actinopteri; Syngnathiformes; Syngnathidae
Gene: sparcl1
Product: SPARC-like 1
Exons: 10
Coding region: 148-1980 (610 amino acids)
Biological process (GO): anatomical structure development
Molecular function (GO): extracellular matrix binding; calcium ion binding; protein binding
Source: RefSeq, a predicted model, not a curated record
CUUCCACGAUGGGAGACAGCCAUUCAGACAAAUCUGAUCAAAUAUUUGGAAGUCAAAAUAUUUGUUAAUUUUGAAUUUUUGUCAGUGGCUUAUUUAAUUGAUUUUUUUUUCUUUUUUUUUUCUUUCUUUUUUUUAAUUGUUACAGCCAUGAGGACCUUCAUAGUAUUCAUUUGCCUACUGGCUGGAGCAUUCCCUUUAUCUGUAGAAAAUAAUCGGCAUGGAAAAUACAGGACUCCCCACAAGGCCAAAGAAAAGGACAUGGUCACUGAGGAGGCCAACAAGGUGGCAGUUUUACCCACGUUAGUGACUGUUGAAGCCAGCAGUCAGGAGCAGGAGGAAGGGGAAGCCAGUGUGGAAGACAAUACUAAUGCAAAGAAAAAGACCAGCAAGUUGGUGACCACAAAGGCUAAAAGCGAGGUGGUUCUGUUGAGCGAGAAGGAACUUAAUGACCUUCUCCAGAAGGAAACAACAGAAGAGGAAGAAGCAGAGAUGAAUGAUGACGGGAACACAGGUGCAGAUGAAGAGGAGUUCAGACAAAUAGCAGAGGUGCAACAAAAGAAGCUGGAAAUGAAGCAAGAGGAGCUGGUCCAAAACAAGAGCAUAGGAGAUACUGAAAUGUUGAUGAAUGAAAACAAAGACUCCGAAGUGGAGAUGAAACUCAAGGAAUAUGAACAAGAGUCUAUUGGAGAUGAAAAUGGUGCUUUGUUAGAAGAAUCUGAAGGCAGCACAGAGUCUAAGAUCCUGUCCAGCCUUGACUACGCUGGUGACAGCGCAAUUGUGCCACCACUACGCUUCAUGCUAGCCAAAGUCCAAGCCCUCAGAGAUGACCUAAAGCCCGUGUCUGCAUCAGAUAACAAAGAUGGCGAAGUUAUAAAUCACGAUGUGAUGCAAAACACGGAAGGAGCCGAAUACCACAGAGCGGCAAAUCAGGAUCACAUUCAAGACAACAAGGCCAAAGAUGCAGCGACAAAGCUGGCAGAAAAGGAUGAGGAGAAGGCCAAGGUCGAGAGUGGAACUAAUGCCAGUGGAAAAAUGAGGAGACCAAAAAAGAACCAAAGUGCAAGGAACCACUUGCAACACACGGAGGAAAAAGAAGACGAACAGGAGCAGAACCAAGAGGGACCUCAGGAGAUGGAAGGAGGACUCGAUAAGGCAAAGAGGAGAAGAGCAGGACAAUGGGGCCCUUUAGUAGGCGUGAACCCAGUCCAGAUAAGGGCCAAAGUGGAUCUCUAUCCGAAUGCCAGGCCCUCUCCCCCCGCAGAAGCCCCCCCUGAUCCAUGCGAUGACUUCCACUGCAAGCGUGGAAAAAUGUGUAAACUUGAUGAAGAUAAUAAGCCAAAUUGUGUAUGCCAGGAACCCUCGGAAUGUCCCUCCAGCUUGAAUGAUUUUGAGCAUGUGUGUGGGACGGACAACAAGACGUACAUCACAUCAUGUGAACUCUUUGCCACUAAAUGCAAUCUGGAAGGCACCAAAAGGGGGCACAAGCUUCAUCUGGACUACACGGGACCUUGCAAAUUGAUCCCGCCAUGUGUGGACACAGAACUUGUCCAGUUUCCGCUGCGAAUGAGGGAUUGGCUGAAAAAUGUGCUGCUGCAGCUUUAUGAACACGACUCCGAGUCCCCGGGCUUCCUCACCUCGAAGCAGCGAUUCAGGGUGAAGAAAAUAUUUGAGAGCGAGCGACGUCUUCGUGCUGGUAAUCACUCUGCCGAGCUACUGGCUCAAGACUUUGAGAAGAACUACAACAUGUACAUCUACCCCGUGCAUUGGCAAUUUGCUCAACUGGACCAGAACCCCUCUGACAGAGUCUUGUCCCAUUCAGAACUGGCCCCGCUCCGGGUCCCUCUGGUCCCCAUGGAGCACUGCACCUCUCGCUUCUUUCACGAGUGUGACGCUGACAAGGACAAGCAGGUGUCCCUCACAGAGUGGACCUCCUGCUUUAGCAUCAAGGAUAAUGACAUUGACGUCAACCUUCUGUUCUAAGCCUCACUUUGUAGCUCAUUGACAGUGCCAACGCUUGACGCGCUCCAGCAGUGCAACUCUCAGCAUAACACUGUAGUUGUACUGCAGUAGAAGAACAAAAAGUUUUG